Syngnathoides biaculeatus (alligator pipefish) is the source of this 5086-nucleotide messenger RNA. RefSeq names its product sperm antigen with calponin homology and coiled-coil domains 1 (gene specc1). Bases 174 to 3203 code for a protein of 1009 amino acids. Gene Ontology annotation, biological process: actin cytoskeleton organization. Gene Ontology annotation, cellular component: filamentous actin; microtubule organizing center. NCBI's taxonomy places the organism in Eukaryota, Metazoa, Chordata, Actinopteri, Syngnathiformes, Syngnathidae. The record is from RefSeq and is a predicted model, not a curated record. The transcript has 15 exons. Gene Ontology annotation, molecular function: protein binding.
GGCAAGCUGUGAGACUACAUUUCCCACAAUGGCAGCAGAGCACUGCGCCAGGCGCUCCACCUAUCCGGCGGCCAGCUGUUGACUUGAGCCGCGGCGGUAUCGGCGGCUGCAUCCUGGCCGGAUAACAGCAGCGCUUCAGCACUACUGAACAGGUGUCAUCAACUGUCACAGUCAUGAUGAAAACAGGUGCCACCAAGUUGGGGAUCCCCAAGGCGGCACUGCAUGAACGGCCUAAGCAAGCUUCUUCAGCUCCCUCUUCUUCAUUCUCCACGACCACCUCCACAGCCAUGAGGACUUCCAGAUCGUCCAAUAUGCUGGCCUCAGACCAGCGCCUCAGCAGGAUGAAACGAGCCAACAGUGAUGAUGCUCUGACUAAACCUGCACUGGGAGCUGCUGCGUCCGGCUUACGCAUGAAGAAGACUGUGACCACUGGAGCUAUCUCAGAUCUUGCUGAGGCCCGGCCACGUAGUCUAGCUGGUUGUCAAACAACUAAGAAGUCCGGUAUUCCGGCACCAAGAGAAAUCCCAUCUUCAAUUACAAGGGACCGCAUCUCCCUGAGGGACCAGUUGAGGAGCUCAUCCACUAAAAGGAUUGUUUCAAGUGCCAGCACAUCCAGUCUCUCUACCCUGGCAAAGCAAACACGAAGUUCAACAAAGUGCCGUGGAGAAGCAGAAGGACAGGAAAAGAGCCUCCUGGAAUGUCAGGUUAGAGAGCUGUUAGCUGAAGCCAAGGCUAAAGACUUGGAGAUCAGCAAUCUCCGCAUGGAGUUGCAACGUUGCAAAGGUAAAGCCACCACUUCCUCCCCGUUACCAUCAGCCGUCUCAGUAUCACCUCAAGAGCUGUCUCUAGAAAAAGAGGGAAAGCUCACAGAGGCUCUUGUACUCAUUCAUGAGCUGAGGGAAAAAAAUGCAAAAUUUCAGCGAGAGCUAGCAAACCUCAGAGAAGAGAACCAAGUGCUAAAGAGAAGAGUUCUUUCUUUUGAGACCUUACCAUUGUCUGUUAGCCCUCCUAAACCUCAAAAUAGCCUACUGCCAGACACCAGCCCAACUACCAGCCUCAUUAAAAAAUCUGUCUCCCCCAGUUCUGUGAAGGACUCACCUUCACCUGACUCAUCAGAGUUUGAGAAGAUCCCACGUUCAGAGUCGAUCAGCAGCAAUGUCAGCAGUGAAGCCACUGCAGGUGGGCAUGAUGUAUCUGUACGGAGCCUAACUGAACAGAUCCACAAAAUGGAGGAAAACCACCACAGUACUGCAGAGGAACUACAGGCCACUCUGCAAGAGCUUUCUGACCAGCAGCAAGUGGUGCAAGAAUUGACUACUGAGAAUGAGCGCCUGGCUGAGGAGAAGCGCCUCCUCCAGACCUCACUCCAGCAGCAAAGAGAUCGUUUAGAGCUUCUCUCCCAAAAGAAUGAGGCAUUGGCUAGCCGACUUCAAGAGCAGGCCCAGGCCCAGGCCCAGAGGGAGGAUGAGUUCAGGAGCCAAGGUCCUCGACUUGUCGAACUAGAGCAAAGGUACACUGAGCUGGUUGAGAGCUCACGAUUUGAACGGGAGAAGCUGGUGAACAUCCAACAGCAGUUAACAGGCAGCCUACGAGCUCUUGAGGAGGAGCACCAGGAGGCGCAGGGCCAGGUGCAUGGGCUCCAAGAAGAGAUGGAUAGGCUGCAUACCCAACUAAACCGGGAGCUGGAAGCCAGGGGUGAAGGUGCACGGUCAGCACAAGAGCAGAGAGCUACAAUUGAAUGUCUCAGAAUGGAAAAUAAUAGGCUGAAGGCACAGGUGGACAUAGAGAGGCAGAAGGUGGGUGAGUUGAAGGCCAUGCAGAGUGCCAGCGAUAGUACUGAGCUGCAGAGCCUCCUCAAGACAGCCCACGCUGAGAGAGACCGACUGGAGCAGGAGUUGACAGAACUGAAGCAGGACCUACUGCAGGCCCAAGAUGAGACUGAGCACGUACAAGCUAGCAUGUCCAAGGUGGAGGCCAAAGGCCAGCAGGUCCAGGAAAGAGCCGAGAUGAGGGAGGAGGAGCUCACCAGGCGGGUGAGUGCCUUGGAGGAGGCGGGCAUCCUGGGCGAGAAACAGGUGAAGGAAAUGAAGGAGACCAUCUUUGAACUGGAGGACCAAGUGGAGCAGCAACGGGCCAUCAACCUCCAUACGAAUCAAACAGUCGUCGACUUAGAGAAUCUUGUUAAAAACAUCGAAGAGCAGAAAAUUGAAGCAGAACGACAACUGAAAGUUUUUAGUAGGCAGAUGAAGGAGGAAAAAGAUGAGUGGCGUCGGUUUCAGGCCGAUCUCCAAACAGCAGUGGUGGUUGCCAAUGACAUCAAGGUGGAAGCCCAACAGGAGCUCCGUACACUCAGAAGGCAGCUGCAGGAGGAGCAGGAUCGCAAUACCAAGCUUUCUUUGGACCUGGAGACCCUGCAAGGUGUCAGAUCUCAAGGUGAUGAUUUACAAAAGUCCCCUUGUGACAGCAGUCGUAAGUGGGGCAGUGUGAUCCUAAGCCCCCCUACUGAUGCCAAUGGUGAUGCCGGUCAGGAGUCUGGAGCUACUGUGAAGUCCCCUGAUAGGCCUGCUGGAGGACAGAAUGGACCCAGCCUGACAGUUCAAAUCCACAGUUCGCCGAGAAGUCCACUAAGUGGAAUCCCUACGCGCACAGCACCUGCCGCUGCAGUCUCGCCAAUCCAGAGGCAGUCGUACAUAAAGCCCUUGUCAGAGUUGUUGGAAAAAAGAAUCAGUCACAGAGACUUUGUUCAUCCUCACAGAAAAUUUUCAGCCAGUGGAGAAGAUACAAAACCAAACAUCCUGAUGAGGAAGAGUCCAUCCCUGGAGUCUAUAUUCAAAAGUCCCGCGUCCCUGAGGAGCCGUACGGCUUCUUUUGGCUGCAACCAGGCCAACAGCAUGUUCAGUACGGACCCCUUGGCUGCACUCGCGCGGGAGUAUGGGGGAUCUCGGAGGAAUGCUCUACUGAAGUGGUGCCAGAAGAAAACACAAGGCUAUCCGAAUAUUGACGUGACCAACUUCAGCAGCAGUUGGAGUGAUGGUUUGGCUUUUUGUGCCCUCCUGCACACGUAUUUGCCUGCUCACAUCCCUUACCAGGAACUCAUCAGUCAAGAUAAGAUCCGCAACCUGACGCUGGCUUUCCAGGCCGCCGAGAGCAUCGGAAUCAAACCUUCCCUGGAGAAGAAUCCCCAAGGCCACUUGCUCACGUGACGUUUUGCUCUAAGCAGAACAUCGAGGAGCUGAUGAAGACCGACAGGCCCGACUGGCAGAGUGUCAUGCAGUACGUCUCGCAGAUCUACAAGUACUUUGAGACCUGAUUGGUGUCCACGCCGCCUUCGCCUUCUUGACAGACUUGCCUCCUGUUUGGCGCUGGACACUAGAGCGCACCUGCUUUGUACUACAAAGCGUUCAACAACAAAGUGCCCACUCAGCACAUUCCUGGUCUUAAAGUGUCAAAGUCGAAGACAUGAAGCUCACUAGCGCUUGAUAGAGAUUGCCAAAUAGUUCGUAGAAUUACUUUUCUCUUUGAAAGGUACUCUGCUUUGUGUAGCCCCCAUCAGCAAUGAUACUGUGCCUGCUUUGAAAACAUGUAUAGUAAAGUAUAUGAAACGUGUCAUUCAACCAUGGUAAAUGUGGGACAUUUUCCAAUGAUCAUCAGCCCCGUAGCUCAGUGGUUAGAGCACUGGUUUGGUAAACCAGGGGUUGUGGGUUCGUAUCCCGCUGGGGGCCUCCGCUCCCUGAGAAGGGUUGCGUCAGGAAGGGCAUCCGGCGUAAAAAUGGUGCCAAACGUGUGUGUGUGUGUAUAUAUAUGCGUUCAUCUGUGGUGACGCCGAAAGAAACACACACAUCAGCACAUAUUGUUGCUUUGGAAAUCAAACAUUUAUUUAUUUACGUGCAUCUUGAGGCGUUAACACGUGGACAUACUAUACAUUUGUGAUUUUUUUUUUUUUUUUUUUAAGCAAUGAUGUCACAUUUCAAGAGCUGUUGCAUUAAUAAAGGAUCGUCAAUUUGUAUUUAUUAUUAAUACUCGUGCAAAGCAGAUUGUCCCAAGGGUGAGCAGGAACCAAAUUGCCUCCCGGAUGAACCGAUUGUCGUAGGAAAUUUAAUAUUUUAAUGACUGUCCAACAGACAUGUUUUGAUUACGUAGAGGCUUUUUAGGUCCUCUGUUAGGCAAGCGGUGGAAGAAGUACACAUACUUAAUUACCAGUAGAAAUAGAUGGGAAGAAAAGGUAGUGGUUUUGAUUCAAUACUAGAAAGUAAAGGUUAAAAAAAAAAAGGAAACAAUUUUUUUUUUUUUUUUUUUACUCUGGAUUAUGUACAAAAUGUGUUUGGAUAUUUUAGCAAAUAAUUGACUGGUCAUACUGUCAAAAUAUGUUUCGGCAACUAACAAUUGGCGCAAUGCACUGCUGUGAAUCAUCCAUCCAUUCAUUUUCUGUACUGCUUAUCCUCACUAUGGUCGUGGGUGUGCCAGAGUGCAUCCCAGCAAUCUUCGGGCGGGGGUACACCCUGAACUGGUCGCCAGCCGAUCGCAGGGCACACGGAGACAAACGGCCGCACUCACAAUCACACCGUGGGGCAAUUUAGAGUGUCCAAUUAAUGUCGCAUGUUUUUGGGAUGUGGGAGGAAACCGCAGCACCCGGAGAAAACCCACGCCGGAAUGGGGAGAACAUGCAAACUCCACACAGGCGGGGACGGGACUUAAACCCUUGUCCUCAGGACUGUGAGGCAGAUGUGCUAAACAGUCGGUGGGAUUCCAUCCCAUGACUCAUUUUUGGUCACACAAUCAAACAUUUCAUAAGGCCACGAAUGGGGAAUAUCUUGCUUUUCCAAAUCUUUUGCUGCCAUUGAUGCUCCCUGGUUCAAGUUACACCACAAACACACUUUUUUGGUUUUUAAUUUUUUCUACACCUUAUAAGGCAAGAUUUCAACCAUGUGUAGUUGAUGUUACCUCACCUCUUUUUCUGUGGCGUUAAAAAACGUAACGGGGUUCUUUUGACGAUGGAAGGCAUGGAAUGUGCAGAAUAUAUAAAAAGUUUACACAUCCCUGUUCAUCUGCCAGGUUUCUGUUACAAAAAAAAAAAAAAAAAGAGAGA